Molecule: messenger RNA, 643 nt
Organism: Cynara cardunculus var. scolymus (artichoke)
Lineage: Eukaryota; Viridiplantae; Streptophyta; Magnoliopsida; Asterales; Asteraceae
Product: cytochrome b-c1 complex subunit 6-like
Exons: 5
Coding region: 125-334 (69 amino acids)
Biological process (GO): mitochondrial electron transport, ubiquinol to cytochrome c
Source: RefSeq, a predicted model, not a curated record
AGUUCUUACUCCAUUCACCGUUGUGUUGAUUUUCGUUCGACGACUGCGGCUUGAAACCCUUUGACGGUGACUCGAUUCAAAGGAUUUCUUUGAGGUGUUGACUGUGUUGUAUUCGUAUAGUAUCAUGUCGGAUGAAGAACCAGUUGACCAGAAAAGGCACUUUGAAGAUUUGUGCAAACCCAAGUGUGUUAGAGCUUGGCUUGACUAUCAGGGAUGCGUGAAAAGGGUGGAGGCAGAUGAGACGGGCCACAAGCAUUGCACGGGACAGUACUUCGAUUAUUGGCAAUGUGUUGACAAAUGCGUUGCACCUACGCUGUUUGCAAAACUGAAGUGAUAUAUGGGAGAGAUUUCUUAACCAUUAUUUAUGGCGAUGAUAACAGUCUCGUUCUGUAUGUUACCCUUUCUAUUACAAAUUCGCUUACAAAUAAUUUCAUAGUUGGUCUGUAAUUUUGCUUAGAAUUCGAGCAAAACCGUUCCAGGAUGGGAUGAUUGGCUUGGGUUUGGACCAUUUGAGUGUUGUUUUUUUAACCAUUCACCCACGCCCACAGGUCGAACCUUUCGAGGGUCGACUCAAUGAGGUUAUGUGAAGGUCACAACAAGGCCAUGGUGAAGUUUUUGUUGGGAUUGUGAUUGGUUUACCCUC